ACGGCGCUAGGCAGUGUGCCGUCGUGACGGGAAAAUGGCAGUAGUCGUUAUUGUCCGAAGGUGCAUACUCGUGAUCAGCUGAUCGAACGAAACGUGAGAUGAAGUAAAUGAAAUAUCAAAGACGACUACUGCCAUAACGAUUCAACGUUCACGAACGUUUUCGCCAUUCAAACAUCCAGUGUUAAUUUAUAAAAAUACAAAUAAUUCGAAGCUCGCCUCUCAUCAGGCUUUUCAAAUAAUCGAAUGAAAAUUAACCCACGUACGAAUUUAUCCACGAGAUUCGUCAUCCAUGACGCGUUUGUGCACCCACGGAUGUUCCAUUGUUGAAUCUAAUCGUUGCUCAUCAGUCGUAACACUCAUGUUCGAUCUCUCGCGUCUGCCUCCUCUCGUACGUGUACAUGUGCGCGUAUGCAAGGGAACACGCGAAAAUCGCAACUAAAAAAGGGUACAUAAAUGUGUUGCAACCAUGCCAGCGAGGAAGUACCGAAGGGAUACGAGUGAAGUUAGCUGUUGUCUGAAAUAUGUGAUCUUUGGAUUUAACGUCUUGUUUUGGUGGGUCGGCUUAGGGAUCAUGGCAGUGGGUGUAUGGGCCUGGAAGGAGAAGGACACCUUCAACAAUCUCUCACGCCUCACAAACGUCGCCCUCGAUCCAGCAUUCAUUCUCAUUCUAGUCGGUACGGUGACAUCCAUUAUUGGAUUUACGGGGUGUGUUGGUGCACUCAGGGAAAAUACGUGCCUCCUCGCUGCGUACGCAAUAUUUCUGGCUUCGUUGCUGUUGUUGGAAAUGACAGUCGGUGUUUUAGGCUUCGUGUUCAAAGAUUGGAUUAAAUCGCAAGCGACGGGCGGAUUUCAAGCCUUCAUCAUCCAUUACCGCGAUGAUCCUGAUCAACAAAACCUUAUCGAUUGGAUCCAAGAGGACUGGUUGCAGUGUUGCGGGAUCGAAGGGCCAAAGGACUGGGAUCGUAAUAAUUAUUUUAAUUGCUCGUCUAGCGAGAUCGGUUCGAGCGAAGCCUGCGGGGUGCCUUUCAGCUGUUGCAAACGGGAACCCAACGAAAUCACCAAAAACAAGCAGUGUGGAUAUAACGUUAGGAAGCCGGGCAACCCAGCGGAGAGGAGUAUAUUUGAGAGGGGUUGCCUGAGGGCAGGGGAGGAAUGGCUAGAAUUGAACCUCGUACCGGUCGCUGGUACGGUCGUCAGUACAAUGGUUCUCCAGAACUCCGAUGUUACGAUUCAUGAAAAAGGAUGCAUACAGGCGGGCGAAGAGUGGAUGGAGAGAAACCUGCUUGUUAUUGCCAGCAGUGCUGUCGGAAUGGCAUUUGCUCAGAUUCUUGGCAUAUGUUUCGCACAAAAUUUGCGAGCGGACAUAUUUGCUCAAAAGGCAAAAUGGCACUGACAAUCAAGAGCCCCCACGGCAGUCUAGCAUCUCGUAUUAAUGAAUGCUGAUCGACCGCGUUGAUUUGAAAAUGAGGUUGAAAAUCGUCGAUGCUAAUGCGCUGAAGUCCCACGUAAGAGGACUGUUAGUGGGUGGAAGAAUCGACGAGAGACACGCUAUUUUGUAACCGGAAGACGCGCCUCGGAGGGAAGACACCAAGGGGUUGGGCUGGUGGCAGACAAACGAAGGAGGAUCAAUGCGGUGACGACGUUUGCGAAAGUAUGGAGAAACGUCUGUGAGUGAGAACGAGAGAGAGAGAGAGAAUGAAGCUUUGAUUGUUCAACGAAGCUUGUGGAAAAGCGACGUUCCAACAAAGCUGAAUGAUAGGGAAUGCUCUGCAUCGGAGAACACAAAAGGCACACAUGAAUAUUUACUUGGAACUUGCUACUGUAACAUUUUUUCUGAGACCAUUCAAACCUCUUCGUAAAUAUUUGUGUAAUGAGUACAGCUGGAAUCAUAGGAUCAAAACUUGUAUUCCGUCCAACAGAUCGGAUGAUUAGCGAGGAAAAAAUGUUUCAGUUAAAUCAACCACAAAAGCGAGUUUUCUCCAUGACGUUGUAACUAUUUUAAAAAAUUCAAGUAACUCACAUCAAUCUUACGAAAUGAUCAAUUAGCUUGUACGGUUGUUCGUAACUUCACUCAUCGAGCGACAGAAUUUCAAACUGAUGAUGCCCAUUUUACAACUGGAUGACUUUGGUUCGAAAAUCAUUGAGGGAAAAUCGAAUUGCGAAAAGUUGUCACUCAUUUAUAAUUCUCUGCAUCGUUCCUCGUUUACUCACAUCGUAAAGCUCAGAAAAUCCGAAUCCUUAAAGAUCUACGAUUCGUAAAUAAAUUUCAUUAGGACCGACCUUCAUUACUAUCGUUCUCCAAGGUCAGAAGCUGUCAGUUCUCCGAUGCAAAUGUAAGUGGUUCAUUUUUUCAUGGGUGUCAAAGGCAAAUUCCUCACACAAUUAGACGUGACGAAUUCGUGCUUCGAGGUAAUCGAGCUCUUGUUCGAAAGGUUGGACGGUUUACGAGAGAGCAGGUGUCAGACCUUAAGUUGAUGAAGACGCGGUGGAGUCGUGGGGGCGCAGCGAAGUGUGGCCGACUUUGUUGCUAAACUUAACUCGUACCAGUCGAGCAAAGGCUAUUACACACAAGUGUGAACGGAAUUUAGUGAGUUAAGGGAUGCGAGGGCGAAGGAGGUAGAAAACUUUGCGUCACUUCAAUCGCGCGAUAAAUUGGUUGCUCGCAGCUCUCUGGAUGGUAUCGAUUUUCGGAAAAGCCGUGGGAACCGAUAUGAACGGCCAAUGAAACGCGAUGGUUCAUCAGCCUCAGAAAAAAAGAACUUUUACAUUUUCGUUCAUUAUUUUCCAUUCAAUCAAUUUCCCUCACGAAUAUACACACAAUUCGCAUCAUCGAAAGUAACGAGUUUCUCGUACUAAAAUUCUAGCUGAGUUGAUAAUAUCCAUUUUCAAACUUUUCCGAGUCCCCUCGAUCGAGAGACGUAAUGGGCCAGUCAGAUUGAAAUUUCGACAUCUGGUCGGGCUGUCAAGAUAUCAAAUGGAUUAAAUAAUGGAGCUUCCAAUGAGCCCAGGCAAAGUUACUGCAGUUUCGAACUUCGGCGUAUUUGAUUGAUUGAGCUCUUCCGGGAAUAACCGUAGUCAGGGGACGGGGUCGUGCUAUUGUUCGUUUUAAGAGAAAAGCAUAUUUCCAUUUGAUUUUUGCACUCGCGCGCACACAGCACUUUGUUCCUCAACGAAUUUCCAUUCACGAGGCUUUUCGAGGCUCCAACUUAUUUUAAAAUAAAUCAAAAUUUAAUCAAAAAUAAGUCAAAAUUUCUGAGCUGAAUAUUUCGCUAUAACGGUCAUGAAACUUGUGCUUUUAAGAUUCACUGAGUUUUUCGGUCUGUCAUCUGGUAUAGGAACAUUUUCGAUAAACAAUCCCCCAUUUUCUGACCAAACUGCGCACCGAUUCGCGUACUCCAGUAACUAAUAUCUGGGCCACAUUGAAGCUCGCCCUUCAAAGCGAGGCAAAUAGCCGAUUACGUGGAACUCCAAGUUCGAAGGAAACUCUUGAAACCGGUCGAAGUAAUCAAACUGCUAUUUCCGCAACCCGCUCCGAUCUCUCGUAGCACUAAAUCAUACAUGAAACUUGUUUGGACCAUUGCAAUAAAGCGCAGGUUGAUUACGCCUAUCAAUGGAUGCCGGAGAUUCCAAUGCCCAAAUUCUGCUUCAUACUUUACUCGGAAUAAUCUAUGACGGAAAUGAAAAUCUAUUUGAUCCUUUGAACAGUCACAUUUUUACUGAUUAAUUUCACAACGAAAACGUCAAAUGUUGAUUCCGAUUUUCAGAAACUCGAAUUUAUGCCAUUUUGUGAAAAUACCAAUUAUCGGAACCUUGCGAUGACAAAUUUUACAUACUUUCGUAUACAUUUAAUAGAAAUUUUCAUUUUUUUCUAUCGUCUGUUUUAUAAUAUUCCAUUUAAGUAAAAAUAUUGCUUCCCCUGGAUCGUUCAAAAAAUUCGAAGGAACGUUUCUGUAGCAUCUCAUCGGUUGAAACGACAAACCAAUAUUAUGCUCGUACUCGUAUAGUAAAUAUUAUUCUCCUUUUUGGUAUAUCAAAGUCGAGACGAAAAGAAAAAAAAAAAUUGGCGACAGUCUUCAAGAAUGUUUGAAACUAAGAAAAAUAACUUCUGGUUUUUGUCGCUUCCACAAUUAUGAUAUGAGAUCGAUAAAACUUGAAAACUAAUCAACAGCCUUUUUGUCCGGGCUGCUUUUGUGUGAAAUAUGAAAGAAAGGUUUUUAAGAUGGAAGAGCAAUAUUUGAGUCUUGGAUAAGGAGCUCUCAUCGGCCUUCGGCGUAUUCAAUGUUUUAAUUAAGGCGAUUUAAUGACUUCGUUAAACGAGCUUUUUUCGGUGUUUUUUAAAUAUUUUUUUUUCUGUGGCUGGACAGAACCAGAGUGUACAAUAGAGAAGAGAAAAACUGGUCGAUAUAUUCUUCGGUCGGAUGUUUGAAAAAUUUUCAUUGAAAUGGCCGUUGUUAACUUUCUCUGUAGAACUCUCACAAUUUCUGAGACGAGAUUAGUAUCGCAUCGGCGAGAUGGACACUAAAAGAUGCAGCGAUUGAAUGUGCAAUAAAAUAUUUUUCCGAAAAUGAGUGCUGAAGGAGCAUUGGCGGAUUAGGGGAGUUGCGAAAUUUUGUAAUAUAAGGGAACCCAAAUUCGUUGAGGGUUUUAAAAGGGAUAAAAAUACGUCUUCAAUCCGAUCGGGAAACAAUUGAGCCUUGGAAUUUGAUUAUGUAUUUACCGACGGUGUCCUCGACUGGAACAUUCCAAACGUGUUCAGAAAGCGAUUCCAUUUAUGGAAAACGAGAAUCUCCAUGUUUUUAUUCCCUCGUGACUAUUUAUAAUUAUUGAAAAAUUGAGUUUUUGCAUUCGAUGAAUCGAAUAUUCUUCGAUCACCUCACUAUUCCAUUGAUUCAAAAGCAGUCAUUAAUGAUAAGACUUCAACAUUGCAAAAAUAAUGAACUCAAUGUUUACGCGCCGAAAAAAUAGUGAGCUUUCAGCCGUAAUUUCAUAAUGUUGAUUCGUGAUGUUAUAUAGUUAUAAGUUGCUGAAUUAAUGGAGUAACAAUAAUAAUCUACGGAGGCGUCGUUGACGCUCAAUUUUUGUAAUAAUGGGUUUAGCAAAGGCUGUGUACAAUUACAUUGAGUAAAAAAUCGUUCUCAGCCCAGUAAAUGCCUCUUGAUUUUCAUCCAAAAAAUGAAAUAAUCGUCAAACUUUUCUAUGAGUUUUCCAAAACCCAAGUGAACGCAGCUCUAGCUGCGAGUGAAAAAAGAUAUUUUUUAAUGAACUUCAAAGAAGAACAAGGUCUCUGAGGUUUUUCUUGAGUUCAAAAUCACGAAAAAAAAUUGCCCGCUAAACCCAAUACAAUCUGACAGUGAAAGAUCAUUCCAUUGCCAAAUUGUAUUAUUUUUUUUCUCAAGCCGAUAUGUCGACCUGCUUCGAUAUUCUCGCAGUGGCUAUUCCGCACCGGAGAAUAUACGGAUCACGUGACAUAGAAAAUGAGUUUACUUUCAAAAUAAAGAAUAAAGUAUUCACGGCUGUUGCUUUAUCAGCCAGCACAAAUAUUUCAAAGUUGACUCAUUUUUUGCCCGCUACAAGAACUUUGUCAAAUAUUUUCAUCUUUAUUCCAAUUGCAUUCAUAUUCCGAUAGCCGAAUUACUGCCGAUUUUCUAUUCGAAAAGAUAAAAAAAAUAUGAAAUAUAUCUUCGCAUUGAAUGAACUUUCCAACAAUUGCCAUGAAUUCUGACAUAAUUUUACACUCCGACGCGCGAUUCGAGGCUCAUGUGAUUGAAAAUGACAUUGGUGCAAUUUUUCGUAAGCUGCUGCCACGCACUGAAACGAGAAAAAAAUUCUCCGUCGAACUAAAUUCGAUUGUGUCUGAUGGACCCAACAAAUAUUUUCAUGUUGAACAUCAACGGCGUACUUUUUUUGAGCCUUUCCCAUUUCGAUAUCAAAUUUAGUUCGAUGAUCAAAUGUUUUUUGUUCAGUGAACGAUCAUGAAAUUGUAUUUCGUUGAUUGACGCAGAAAUGAAAAAAAAAAAACGAAAUGAAUCGAGUGAGCAAUGUGUGGAUCGCAAGGUUAUUUUUAGUUUCAUUAAUUCAUGUUUCAAUGGAACAAACAUGACGGAGAUGUAUGUACAGCAAAAGUUGAGUGCUCUGUGGUCCAAUGGAAACUAUUAUGUAUAAAAACAUUGUCACGUUCUUUAUGAAUAUUGUUUUGUUAUGCGACCUCCAUGGCUGUAUGGAGAAACGAGAAUGCCAGAAAAUCGUUACGAACGAUCAAUUCGUUGAUUUAGACGCGAGGUAAUUCCUCGAUAUCGAUGUUUAUAAUUUAUCGAAAAUUCGAAUUUGCAAAGAUUCUUAAAAGGAUUAUUCCGAAGCAUUUCAAAUUAUUUCAAACGACAUUCCUCGAGACGUCUAGACUUUGAAUUCGGAAUUAUGCAAAGCUCGUUAAUGUCAAAUAAUAUUGGAAACUGAUAUCUAAAUUUUAAGUCUAAAUUUAUUUUCGAUUAGGAAAUAGAAUUCAAUCCUGUGACGAAAAUCAAUUUCAAAUUCUCUAUUCGUGUAAGUUAAAGUAUUAAUUGAAAUUCGAAUCGUCGAAUCAAAUUCGAGGAAUGUUGUAUUAUAAAAUAAUUGCGACAUGCCUCAUCAGAGCUCCAAUUUUGUUCACGAUUCGCAACAAAAAAACCUUUGGUUUUUCGCCUCGUAAUAAAGACGACGUUUACACAUUUACUUUGGUUUGUUUAUUUGUUUUUUUUUGCCAUUUUUAUUGCGUUUUUUUUAUCAGUUUGAACGCGAUUUCUGGAAUGGAGAUUAAGUGAGCUAUGUAUACGUAGAAAAAUACAGCUAAUUGGAAAUGCAACGACUGGGACGUAAAAAAUAAUGAUUUUUCUGGGAACGCACAUGUUGCCAGAUUCCGAUGGAACAACUGCCACUAUUUUUACGCAAGCUAUUAUUUCUUUUUCUUUGUCACGAUACAUUAAUUCUUUACUUGCAUGUUUCUAACAGAAUGCAAGUAAUGAAAAAGUAAAAGAUUAGAUGAUCCCGAGAAUUGUGUAAAUAUUGUAUAUUCGUUUGUAAAGAUACGAUAUAUUUAGGACUCGAUUAAUUGUUCGACCAAAAUUCCAUAAAAAGCAAAAAAAAAAAGAAAACGAUUGGUUUGUAAUAUACAGCUUUGAUCCAGUGAUGUGUAAUUAUUCUCUCCGUGUGUAGAUACGCCGAAAUCCCGGAAUCAGCACUCACAGAAUCACGUUAUUCUGCAACGAUACUUUUGCAAACGAUUGAAUAAUGUUCUGCCCAAAUAACUACUCUGUAACCAAGUUCCCCAGUGGUUGAAUUGGAGGUCCGAAAUUGUCAUUUUAGAUUAGAGUUAUAAUAAUAAUGGUAAUUUAACACUAAAUACUACUGGCCAGCUCGGAAAUGUGACUCGACGAAGCCUCUCCUUUGCUGAGCACUGUUUGACCGACAGUAGAAAUCUACUUCAAGUUCUCAAAAUAUUACGAACGAAAAAUUCAAUUCCGUUGAUUAUUGUGCCAAACCAGUUUGUGAAAACGACUCCAUUUUUAGUUUUUCUCGUCACAAUGGUCUGCGAUCCAAGAAAAAUGGAAGAAAUAACAUUUUAUAUGAUUCUCUCGUGUAAAUGAUCGUAAUUGAAAAAUUUCAAGAAUCAUGCGUGACCAUCGUACGCACUCCAGAAAGAAAAUCAAUUGAACAAAUAUAAAGUCAUUUUGGAGAUGGAAAAGGAAAUAUAUAAAUGUACAUACUCGUGUAUAUUGAGUUCCUGUCUUGACUGAGGAGCCGGCGCUAUCAAACGAAAUGAAAAAGAAAUUUGUCCGUUCACUCCCUUCCAAUACCGUAAUCGUGAAUUUUUAUUACCGGAUCACAACGCAGUAGUUAUUGUAUUGAAAAUUUUUUCAACGUGUCGACAUUAGCAGCAUAAAAAUGCUGUUUUUAUUACUAAAAUUUCAAAUCCAAGUUCAAAUAUUCGCAGCUCAAUCAAUUGUGUCCUUAUGUUAUCGUGAAAGAGCCCUUUGAUCAAUCUUUGUACCAAAUUUCGAACAGAAGUUGAAAAUAAAGUUUUGAACGACUCAUCACUUGAUACGCUACAGAACUUCAACCACAGCUGUUACUCGUCCCUAUAAUUCGAUUACUUUAACCGUCACCAAAACUAUAAAUGUCUGUCGAAAUAUAUAAAUAUGUAAUAUAAAUACAUUCAUUAGGUAUUCAUAAGUGAAUGUUAUAAUUGAUGAUUGUAAAUAUGGCCAUGUACUUUUAAUAUAUCUAUCGGGAAUGAUUGUAAUGUUUUUAUGGAAAAAUAAAUAUUUAUACGUA
Molecule: messenger RNA, 8307 nt
Organism: Venturia canescens
Lineage: Eukaryota; Metazoa; Arthropoda; Insecta; Hymenoptera; Ichneumonidae
Gene: Tsp26A
Product: Tetraspanin 26A
Exons: 10
Coding region: 467-1393 (308 amino acids)
Cellular component (GO): plasma membrane
Source: RefSeq, a predicted model, not a curated record